Messenger RNA from Ictalurus furcatus (blue catfish), 6147 nucleotides. RefSeq names its product junctional cadherin 5-associated protein. The coding region runs from base 624 to 5984 and encodes 1786 amino acids. The transcript is spliced from 6 exons. Gene Ontology annotation, cellular component: ruffle membrane; adherens junction. Gene Ontology annotation, biological process: positive regulation of blood vessel endothelial cell proliferation involved in sprouting angiogenesis. The record is from RefSeq and is a predicted model, not a curated record. NCBI's taxonomy places the organism in Eukaryota, Metazoa, Chordata, Actinopteri, Siluriformes, Ictaluridae.
AAAAGGCGCCGCGUGUUUUCGUGGCUCUGCGGAUCGGCUUUUGGGCAAGGAAGGAGCGGAAGGUGUGAUUUGGCGGAUUUUAAGGCGAUACCGUGUGGGAGGCAAUACCAGCGAAGCAUGUGCUUCAUGCUCUUUAAUAACAGAGCUCCACACUCCAUAGGGGGAGCGGCGAAUCCGUUUUGGGUGUUUCUCGCGCCGCAAAGUUGCUCGCUGAUGCUGCCAUGGCGACACGCGGCAGCCCAUUUUUUUGCGCGCGGCUGUCCGUCGGUCCGGAGUGACGCCGUUUUCUCACCUGCCUGAGUUUUUUCAAGCUACCUGUCCAGGGCUGCUGAGAGGAGGACUACCUGGGAUGGCAAGCAGCUCUGUCGUCAAGAGGUAGCGUGUGAUGGUGGUAUCCAGGUUGCAGUGUCAGUGAGGCAAGCAAAAAGACACUUGCAUGUCUACUGCAUAGUGAUGGCCUCUGCUGAGCUGCUGUGUUCCUGCUUCCAUCAGCAUUGCUCCUAGGCCACACACACACACACACACACACACACACGCUUACAUACACUCACAUACACACAUAAACAUACAGGCAUACACCUGUAUCAGGUUCACCUCCAUACACACAGACACAAGCAAACAACAUGUACAGUGUGGAAGACUUGCUGAUCUCUCAUGGAUACAAACUGCCCAGGAGUGGCCCUUCCUCAUCUUCUGCACCUUACGACAAUCGAAACACUGACUGUCGGCGUGACAACGUGGAGAACCGUCCCUCUGGUGGUGGCGGGGCCUUGAACGGCUUUGGGACAGCAGAAGGUGGAGGAGACAGCCGGACAGAAACAGGGACGGGGGCCUACAGACCGACUCAGUCUGUAAAAGCAUAUCCCGAAAACAACAACAAUAUCAACGAGGGACCUGAACGAAUCCAGAGGAGGCUGGAAGUUCCUGUCGGUUUCCUUGGUGAUCUGCAGCCUCUAGGAGACUCACUUGCUACUGACAGUGGGUUUUAUGAUGCCCCCAGCUUGACGUUUUCUGAACACACAGAUGAGCGAGAUAUUGCCUACUGGAGAAGGAGAGGGCAAGACUUCAGUGCUCUAUUGGACUUUGCUGACCCUAGGGAGUUGCGUGUGUCGGGAGGGCCUUGGAGAGGCCCAAUGCUGGCUCCUGAGGAGCUAAGGACAGAAAGGCCAUUGACAAGAUGGGAAGAAGUGCAGUGGAUGCGAGAACCCAUAGACUCAGGCCCAGAGACACUACGAGUGACUGGAGAAAGGAAGUGCCAAAGCCUGGGUACGGAGGAGUGGCGUCCUGCAGUAGGUCUGGGCCGGCAGUUAUCUGAUGGAGAAGCUGAACGCUGGUCUCAGGAACAGCAGCACCGUUUGCGGCCCACAGAGGGCAGUGUGCCUGCCACAGUCAGGAUGAAGUCUCAGUCACUGCCCCGAGUUCUCUCUCCUGAAGAUCCACAGUAUGGAGAGCAUCCCCAAACGGGUGCCUCAAGCCAGGCCCCUACACAAAGAAACAGCUCUGUGCCAUACAGUCGUUAUCAUAAUGAAUGGCCAUUAGGAGAACGGUGGAGUGGUCAGAGUCAAGGUCCCACUGCACUUGUGCCAAAGCCACGUUUCAGUCGACCCAUAAAGCCCCCAUCUUAUGAGACUCACCAGCAGAAUAGGGGGAGUUGGGAAACUCUUUCUUCUGAACCAGUUUCUAAACCCAGAGACCGGUCAAUUUGCUAUUCUCAGAGCUUUGAACCAUUAAGAGACAGGUCUGGAUGCUAUUCCCAGAGCGCAGAGCCAUUACGGGAUCGGUCCAUAUGCUUUUCACAGAGCGCAGAGCCACUGAGAGAUCGAAUGGUGAGCCAUUCCCAAAGUGCCGAACCGCUACGAUUUGUUAGUCAUUCACAAAGUGCAGACCUGUUAAGAGACCGCUUUUUAAGCCACUCUCACAGUGCUGACCUUUUAAGGGACAGAUCACUUUGUUAUAGCUCAGAACUACUUCGAGACCGGUCUAUGUGUUACUCACAGAGUGCAGAAUUACUGAGACCAGAGGCAUAUAGGGCAGAUCUGUUUUAUCAGGAAUUGACUGGUAUGGAGCCCCCUGGUUACAUCCCACCCCCCUCUUACAGGAGAUUUCUGCCUCCCAGGAGUGGACAGAUUUACCGUGCUGAUUCUGCCCUUGUCCGAUGGAAACGAGAACCAGUAAGUGCUGAGAUGGGUGAGUGGUUUUCAAGAACAGCAGGAAUGUCAUGGUCAGAACGUCAGGAAGACAGGAGUAUGGCAGUUGUUCCCAGACGGCCAGUGCAUCCAGGGCCAGUCAUACCAAAUCGACCUGUUCAGUAUGUCCCGUUUGAAGACCCACGUGUUAGGCAUAUCUCAGGGGGGCCCAGUGGAAACUCACUCACAGAUGCAGACAAGAUUCGACAUGUCAACAAAGAGCUUCCCUGCACUGCAACUUUAGGACAAUCCACACAUGAUAGUGCCUUCCUCCCUCCACAAGGGCCGAGCACGGACACUCACAAACCAGCUCUCAGUGAACAGGAGAACGCUAACCGAUGGAACAGAGGAUUGAACAAAGGCAAUGAAAGUGUAGCACCAGACCAGAGCUUUUCCAAGUACUCCACAACAUUUCAGGCAAGACCCUCACAACCAGUUAUAAAGGUUGAGCGGAAACAGUUAAAAGCUGAGAAAGUCACAGACAAACAGACAAAGGUAGACAAAUCAAUUGAAAAGGGUUCCUCAGAAAGCGUUUCCACAGCAAAGACAGAAGUAGCAUAUGAGCCUGAGAAAAAGAGUGUGAAAAAGAAAUUAAGUGAGACUAUUUUCUGCCUGGUGUCUGUCCCUCUUUCACAAUCUAGUGGAAAGUCAAGAGAUCAAAACAACAAUGAAGAAAAAGAACCUGAAUCCCCUCGUAUUCCUCCCCCUCCACCACCAAGCUCCUCAAGUGAAAACAGCAACACCCUUGGUUCGCUGCCAAACCAAAGCCUCAAAAGCACAUCCACCACCUCCACGGAUUUGGAACUACAGGCACUUACACUUGGCAGUGCUUCCAGUAGCAUAAUCACCAGAAGAGCUCAUCGCAGGAGAAACUCUCGCACUAAAAUAAUAAAGCCAAACCCCCAUGAUGAGCUGAGACGUUAUUCUGGGGCUUGGCCAGGGGACCAGUAUCGUGACCAGGAAACCCAAACUAGUCCUGAACUUGCAAAGAGUGCUCAACAUCCAGGUCCUGAUAAAAUGGAAGCACAAACACUGCCUGCUGUCCCAGAAGUAGAAGCUCUUGCUGAAAGUGGGUCAGGAGUUCCAGGUGCCUCUGGGCCUACAGGAGGCACAGGGGCUACAGGAAAUCCAGGACCUUCAGGAACUACAGGGGCUACAGGAAAUGCAGGGCCUACAGGAACUUCAGGGGCCACAGCAGCCCCUGGGCCUUCAGACCCCAGUACUCCCUUUGGGUAUCCUAUGAAAGGUCAGAAAAGUCUAAAACCAUCCAGCAACAGUGCCUUUUCAAGAACAGGCACCUUCAAGAGCACAGGUUCACACAGACCUCCAUUACAUCCUCCCCCACAUCCACCACCACCACCUCCAACCCAACCACCAUCCCAACCACCGCCACCACCCCCAACACAUCCUCCACCAAAAUCACCCCCCUUGGAUCAAGCUGAAGAUUUAAAGUCAAUUGCUGGCCCUAACCCAGAGGCUUUUGGUCAAUUCUUGUUGAAGCCAGUGAGCCGAAGGUCUUGGGAUGCCAUUGAGGAGCUAGAGUCCAUUAAUAAAGAAUUGCAAGAGCAAGCAGGUAAGCGUCCUAGUGUGGACCAGUGCAUUGAAGACCUUAAUGAGGCCUACAAAGAUAUCCUGGAGCUUACCACUGCCAGCAAUAACCUUCCCAACCGUUCCUCCAUGCAAAUCCCUGACCGUAUAAAAGCCAGACUGUCCACUGAUCCAUUAGGAAUGCCUACAACUACACUUAGGUCCAGCCUAGUACCAGGAAGUGACCCAGAAUACAGGGAGGUUAAGAGUGCCUUUUCCCGACCAUCAACAGGGAAGAGUGUUAGCUUCAGCAAACAGCUAAGGGAGGAGAUUUGUCCAGCAGCUCCUCCACCAGAAACAGGUUUCAGAGAUUACAAAACAGUAAUGGCCCAGAUAACUCAGCGCAAAGCCUGCAGAUCAGUGAAGUUGGAUGUCUCAACUCCUAAGGAUACCCUUGUCAAAGAUGAGAGUUUGACUGCACAAACCUCCUCCACUUCAUCCAUGUCAGCUGAGAUCCCAUGGGGAGACAGGCAGCCCAUGCAGGAUGCCUCAACCCUAACCAGCCCCCCAGACUAUGAGCACAUCUGUCAAACACUCCAAAUGGCCCGUGAUUCUGGGGCGAUCAGCCGAGGGGCCUCUGUAAAAUCCAAACCAGGUAGUGCCAUGAGCAUUGAUCAGCAGCAUGUGGCCAUGCCUAGUGGAUCUGCAGUAGAUUCAGAGCAGCCAUGCUGCUCAUUAGCAUUAGAAAAUGAAAAUAAUUUGAGACAGGAGCCAAUAUCUUUAUUAAGUGAAGAGAGAACCACUGGCUUUAGAAGGGUAACAAAUCAGAGUAACAAACUCCUUGGUAACAGAAGUGUGCUGUGUGGCAUCACAGGUGGCAAGCCAAUAGGAGACAAAGCAGGUUUAGAGGGGAACCCAGAAGUACCAGCUGACUGGCAGAUGCAGCUGUCACUAGCUGAGAAGCAUAUUGCCACACUUAUCACUGGGGAAGAGUCCAAGCCUGGGUCAGUUGAGGCUCUAGAUGAAAUGAGUGACAUUAAGAAGAGUGAAGGCAUCUCUGCCAGUAAGUUGGAAGAUCAAGCAAACAAGGCACUGGAAGGAGACAACCUUGAAGCCUGUGAACAAAUUAAUACCCAAGUAGAGCAGCAAGAGACUGAACUAGCACAAGUGGCUGAAAGCCAGAUGACUCUAGAAAUAAGAACUGAUGGUGAUAACAGAAGGAAAGAAGAAGAGGAGACACAGUUAGAGCCAGAAAAUUUCCAACAGGAAGACUCUGUCACUGAAGGUACAGAAUUACAAGCCCAGGAGGAUGAGCAAAUGCAUGAGUCCAACAAGGAACAAAGUGUGAUUUUAAGACCAAACAAGGGUGCAAUGUGGACUCAUUCAGGCCUAGACCCAGGGCUACUGCCAGAGUUUCCCCCAGAGCACCUUCCCCUGUCUGUGUUAGCUUAUCCAAAUCGGAGAUUAUCUUUAGAGUUGGAUUGGGAGAGAAGUGGCUGGGAAGGAGCUAGGUGGAGCCUUGGAGGGGGUUGGGCAAGAGAAAGGCGAUCCCUUGAUGCUGAAAGGCAGGAUUUAGGUGAGGAUAGGUGGGGUUUAGAAAGUGAUAGACAACAAUCCAGUGGUGAAAAGCGUGGUCUAGGUGGUUGGCGUGGGUGUGGGAUUGAUAGGCAGGGUUCAGAUGAUUCAGAUUGGGAUUUAGACACUGACACCCACAACAUAAGGGAUAAAGGAAGGGUUGUAGAAGAAUGGAACCCUAAGCAAGGACAGGAUCAAAGUGAAGACCAAAGCAGUAAUGUGUCUAAUAAAGACUUAGUGGUGGACAAACAUAACUUGGUAGAUGAAAAGAUUCAAGGUGCUGAAGAGAGUCCAAGGAUCAAGGAGGUGCAAGGCUCAGGAAAACGGGGCAGAGUGCUUUCUCAGCGAAUUGAGGCCCUGCAUGAUCGUUUUAUAGCCCCACCUGGACAUGGUUCUGAAGAGAGACUUGCCCGUAUGAGAGAGGUGGACACUGUCUCCCGCAUGAGACGCCUUAGCCUUCGUAGCACAGACUCAUGGGAUGGACUAUAUGGGGUGGCCUUUGUUUCCAGUGCUGAAGAGCUGGGGAGGGAUGAUAGACAGUCCCUUCCUUCAUCCCAGGAACUUCCAAACACAGCAGAGAAGGAGGACAGAAAAAUCAGAGAGCCCUGCUCUGACAGCAAUGAGCCUUGCAAGACACAAAAUGACCAUCCAAUUUCAGCAGAGUCAGAGGAGCCCAGCCAGGUGGAGAAGUCAUAGUUGAACCCCGGAAGUCAUAAAUCAGGGGGUGAAGGGACAUCCAUUGCCACUAAGAGCCAGCUUCCAACACUGUGACCUGGCUGUCUGCUAAAUGCCUUCAUUUUCAUAUGGCACUCGCACAAGAACACUCAGACAGACACACAGACACCCACACACACAUGCA